CCCUCGCUCCCUACUCUUUGUAACCACCUAAGUCCCCCCUCCCACCCAUCUCUCUCUCCUUCUCCUCCUCUUCCUCCCGAGUCCAAGCCCAUGUCGGCCUUCCACUUCCUAAGAGCUCUAUCUCAAAUAAACAAGAGCACCCCCAAGUCCUCCCUUCUUCUUCGCAGUCGUCGGAUAAGGCAAGCCGCCUAUGUUUCGAUGGCCUGCAGGGCUGGACGUAGUCGACUGUGGAGUCGCGCUUUGCUCCGCAGGCUCCAAAGGCGAUCGAGGCUACGGUAUUUGAUCAGCCAGAGAACAAGGGCUGGCAUCGCCCCUAAGAGGCUUAAGGUGGUGAGACCAAGGUCGGGGGAGCCAAGCCGAGCUGAGGCCCUCCGGAGGCUGGUUCCGGGUGGGCCUGGCAUGGAUUACUGCAGCCUGCUCGAUGAGACUGCACACUACAUACAGUGCCUUAGCUCGCAGGUGCAACUCAUGCAGAAAGUCGUGGGCUCGAUCUCUUGUGAGACUCCGCAACCAUGAUCGCAGCACCAGAUACGAAAGGAGGAGAGAAUUAAUUAUGAUAGAGCUGUGAAGGAAGAUCGAGGAGGAGCAGGUGAGAUGGGCCGGUCGGUAAGUCUCUGCGACCAGAAAGAGAGGGCAUCUUAUUUUAAUAAAGCAUGUGUUUAUUAAUAUGAUAUAUAUAUUUUGGUUGUAAAUUAGAGUGAGCUGUUGUGUUUGUUAAGGUGUUCAUGUACUUUAAAGUUGAAGGUUUUGUCCAUAAAUUCUCAAGAACAUUGUUCAAGGUAUUGACAGCUCGGUAUAUUUUGGAGUAUUGUGCAACUGGUUGCACUAAACUUGUUCUCUUUCUUAUAUUUACCAUUUACCAUUCCAGGACUAA
Molecule: messenger RNA, 874 nt
Organism: Phoenix dactylifera (date palm)
Lineage: Eukaryota; Viridiplantae; Streptophyta; Magnoliopsida; Arecales; Arecaceae
Source: RefSeq, a predicted model, not a curated record